AUGACGGACAAAAAGAAUUCUUUCCAUCCGACUCUUACGGUUUCUAAUAUACGGAACCAUAUCUCCAUCACUCUUGAAAUGGAGAAUGUCCAAUACUCUACAUGGGCGGAGCUUUUUAAAAUUACCGCACAUUCUCAUAAGGUCCUUCAUCACAUUAUUCCUCUUGCCAACGGCAAAGAGAAUGUACUUGUGACUGAGGAUGAAAAGGAAUUAUGGUCGACUCUUGAUGCUACGGUUCUUUCCUGGCUUUAUGCAACCAUCUCCAAUGACUUGUUGCAUACAAUUAUUGAACCCAAUGCCACGACCAUGGAUGCUUGGAAUAGGUUGAGAGAUAUUUUCCAAGACAACAAACAUUCCCGUGUGGUAACUCUUGAGGACGAAUUCUCCAAUACUAAGAUGGAGAUUUUUCCAAAUGCUUCGGCAUAUUGUCAACGUCUCAAGUCCCUUGUUGAUCAGUUGAAAAAUGUUGGAGUACCGGUGUCGGAGAGCCGCCUCGUCAUUCAACUUGUUUCGGGUCUCACAAGUGGAUAUCAAGGUGUAGGGACGUUAAUUCGACAGAGUGAUCCUCUACCUCCGUUUUAUCAGGCUCGGUCGAUGCUCACACUUGAGAAAGUCGGAUUGGCAAAGGAGGUUGCCACGGGUUCGGAGUCGGCAAUGGUGGUUGCCUCACAAUCCGUUUAUGACUCAAAUUCCUCACAUUCGGACCAGCAGCACCGUGGGAAGCUGUUUCGAUUUUGCAAGAAUUCUGAAAAAAAAAAAUCCGGUGGCGGUGGUCGUGGGUCUGACGGUGGAAAAUCUGGCCGUUGUUUGAUGAAUUUAGGGACAGUCUCAGUGUCUGUCGUCCUCCUGCUUCGACUGUGGGGGUGUUUUAAGAUAUAUGUGAAUAUAUUUAGUUUGUUAAGCAUAUAA
Molecule: messenger RNA, 909 nt
Organism: Glycine soja
Lineage: Eukaryota; Viridiplantae; Streptophyta; Magnoliopsida; Fabales; Fabaceae
Exons: 1
Coding region: 1-909 (302 amino acids)
Source: RefSeq, a predicted model, not a curated record